Molecule: messenger RNA, 849 nt
Organism: Cetraspora pellucida
Lineage: Eukaryota; Fungi; Glomeromycota; Glomeromycetes; Diversisporales; Gigasporaceae
Source: the annotation of a GenBank genome assembly
AUGUCAAAUUGGCUUUUACCAAAUUUGCCAAUUCGACAUUUGCUUCGUGAACUUUCAGUUGGUUCUACCGGCCAUCCGUUAGGUCUUCUUAACCAGCUAAAACCAACAAAAGGUCAUCGAGGCAACCCGAUCAAAUUUACGGAAAACACCCUUGUAUCUCUUGAGCAAGCAAUAAAGAUUGGCGCUGAUGGAAUCGAAUCUGACGUUCGAUUUACCAAGGAUGAAGAGGUGAUCAUGAUGCAUGACACCACCCUCGAAAGAACGACUAAUGGUAAAAAUUUCUUAGAAAUUUUAUUAACACGUUCUGAAAUAGGUUCUGGAAACGUUAAUGACAGAAAUUGGAAAGGAUAUAUCGAGUAUUUGGUAACUAAAGAUAAUGAAAGGGUAUCAAAAUUACAAGAAGUCCUAAAUUUAUUAAAACUUAAUAAAAAUAUUUUUUUCAUCAUGGAUAUUAAAGACGACAAUAAUAUAGACAUUUUAAAUCGAAUAGCCGACAUAAUACACUCAGAACCUUACGAUUUUCGUACUCAAAUCUAUCUCGGUAUCUGGGCUUAUGACUUCUUAAUCAGAGCUCGCCAAGUAUUACCCGGUUUUCCAAUAAGUUUUAUCGGUAGUAACAUUUCAGUUGCUCGUGAACAAUUCUUCGAUAAAGUUGAAUCAUAUAACAUGGAAUAUACUUAUAUACUCGAAGAUACAACCGACUUUAUAUCUCAAAUAAGAGAUAGGGGUAGAAAAUUGUUUGUUUGGACGGUGGACACUGAAAGUGAUAUGAGAAGUUUGUUUUUUUAUGGUGUCGAUGCAAUACUAACAGAUGAUCCACUAAAAUGUAUUAGUGUAAAAAAACAAAUG